AUGGAGAACAAAAGUAACCAGCUGCCCCAAGAUAACCCGAAGCUAAAAAGCUACUGGUUAAAUAAGAUGGAAGCUGAGGCUGCUGUCGUCUUCUCGAAGGCCAGUGAAAUGUUCAUCAUGGAUCUCACCAUGCGUGCGUGGAACCAUGCCCAUGAGAACAAACACACAACGAUCCGCGGACCAGAUAUCGCCGCCGCAGUGGGUCGAACGUUCACGAUGGAUUUUCUUCUUGAUGUUGUCCAUGUGGAGGAGGAGCCAGAUCACGAAGAUGGAGAACUGCCACCGGGAAUGGUGAUAGGAACUCCUGUUGUGGAUGGUAGUGGGAUAUUCGGUGACGUACUGGAGCCGUGGCCGGGAACUUGGACCGUGGCGCCUGUGGGAGAGGAUGUGCCUGGGGGAAGUGGAGGAAAUGGUGGAAAUUAA
Camelina sativa (false flax) is the source of this 423-nucleotide messenger RNA. NCBI's taxonomy places the organism in Eukaryota, Viridiplantae, Streptophyta, Magnoliopsida, Brassicales, Brassicaceae. The record is from RefSeq and is a predicted model, not a curated record.